Messenger RNA from Emiliania huxleyi CCMP1516, 447 nucleotides. RefSeq lists its product as hypothetical. NCBI's taxonomy places the organism in Eukaryota, Haptophyta, Isochrysidales, Noelaerhabdaceae. The transcript has a single exon. The record is from RefSeq and is a predicted model, not a curated record. The annotation marks the transcript as partial.
UUUGUUGCCUUUCUCGAGACGCUCACAGGCAUCCGCGAUCUGAUGAUUGACCGACGCAUGUUUGGUGGUGGCGUCUUCUCGAUCACAAACGGCGGCUUCCUCUCUCUCCACACCGACUUCAACCAGCACCUGCAGUGCUCGGAGAAAAAACAUCGGGAGCUGUCCACCCAGGUCCCUCCCGGAUGCACAGUGGCGACACCGGGCUGGCGAAGGAUCAACGUCCUCCUCUACCUCAAUCAGGAUUGGCGCGAGGAAUGGGGCGGCUCGUUCGAGCUUUGGCGGACGGAUGGGAACUACUCGUUCCUCGACUACUACGCCAAGGUGUUGCCUCAGUUCAAUCGGGUCGUUAUUUUUUCUGUCACGGACACCUCCAUCCACGGCCAUCUUGACCAGAUCAACCACCCGCUUGGUGACACGCGCAAGUCUCUCUCAUUCUACUACUACACG